AUGAACAUGCUUCUGGCUUCUAAUCAUGUGCCACAAAAUCCCCAUUCGCGCCGGAACACUGAAUUUCAUCGCAAUAUAUUGGGACAAGAGACCGAAAAAUACGCCAUGGAGAUCUUGGUUAUAUUAAUUGGCCUACUGGCACCACUUCAUCUGGUUGCUGCAAUCUCAUCAACUCAGCCUCUCUAUGAUCUGGUAGAGCGACGAUUGCCCGGUCACUCGGGGGAUUUUGUAUUCCUCCUCGACGAGAAGGGAGAUCCAGAUGGAAGCGUUCCUUCGAAUGAUAGAUACUCGAUUUCCACAGAUUCCAAUGAUGCCAUUACAAUCAUUGGAAACAGUGUGAGCGCUUUGACAACCGGAUUACGGAGAUAUAUGGUCGAUGUGGUCCACACAGAUCUUUACUGGUUCCUAGGAAGUCAGAACGAGAGCGAACCCAUUCUACUACGCCCUGACACGACAAUCAAUGGGUCCAGUAUCGUACCGUGGAGGUACUACUUCAACACAGUCACAUUCUCUUAUACAACGGCCUUUUGGAGCUGGGAAGAUUGGGAACUUGAGCUUGACUGGCUUGCUUUACAUGGCGUCAAUACUGCACUGGCCUGGGUUGGCUUUGAAAAGAUCCUACUCGACGUCUUUCAGUCUAUCAAUCUGACUACCUCGGAAAUCGUACCCUUUUUCUCCGGCCCGGCGUUCCAGGCAUGGAAUCGCUUCGGCAAUAUCCAGGGUUCGUGGGGUGGUGAGCUUCCUAUCCAAUGGAUCGAGUCGCAGUUCGAGCUUCAGCAGAAGAUCUUGAAGAGAAUGCUCGAUCUUGGUAUGACGCCUAUUUUGCCAGCAUUCACUGGGUUUGUACCACGGGCCUUGACAAGUGUAUAUCCCAAUGCCACUGUUGUGAAUGGAAGUCAGUGGGAAGGUUUUCCAACCGACUAUACCAAUACGACUUUCCUCGAACCAUCGGAUGCUUUAUUUACUAUUCUUCAGAAUCUCACAAUUUCAAAGCAAAUCGAAUACUAUGGUAACAUAACGCAGUUUUAUACGCUCGAUCAAUACAACGAGAACGAUCCUUUCUCCGGGGACACCGACUAUCUCCGUAAUAUCACUCAUGGAACCUGGAAAUCCCUUAAAGCGGCGAACCCCUCUGCAGUCUGGGUAAUGCAGGGCUGGCUCUUCACUUCCAACGAGGACUUUUGGACUACUCCGCGCAUUGAGGCAUACCUCUCAGGCGUUGAAGAGCCUACUGACAUGCUCAUUCUCGACCUUUUCUCCGAAAGCCAACCCCAGUGGCAGAGAACAAAUUCCUACUUUGGAAAAUCCUGGAUCUGGAACCAAUUGCACAACUACGGUGGCAACAUGGGACUGUACGGGCAAGUCUCUAAUGUGACCGUCAACCCGAUCGCCGCGCUUGCAAAUUCCUCUUCACUCGUCGGGUUUGGACUGACACCAGAAGGCCAGCAAGGCAACGAAAUCAUGUACAAACUCCUCCUUGAUCAGGCAUGGCAAAGUACCCCCGUAGACACAGCAUACUACUUCCGCCAAUGGGUCUCGACGCGCUAUCACUCCUCCACCUCCACCUCCACCAACACGACUAUCCCCGAAUCUCUAUACACAGCAUGGGAAUUGCUCCGCAUCAGCGCAUACAACAACACAAACCUCACCUCCAACGCCGUAUCCAAAGCCAUCUACGAGCUCGCGCCAAAUAUCACAAAGUUAACAGGUCGUACGGGACACCACCCCACAACGGUAAACUACCAACCGGAACUCGUCGUGCAGGCCUGGCAGGCCAUGUACCGCGCCACCACCGAACAAUCCUCACUAUGGACACACGCAGGCUUCACACAUGAUUUCGUCGACGUCACACGACAAGUCUUCUCAAACGCGUUUUUAACUACUUACGAAGCGUUCAUCAAAACUUGGAAUUCCACUUCAUCUACUGCACCACCAUCAUCAUCAUCCUCAUCAUCGUCCCCCCCGAUCAUGACGAAAAACACAACUCUCCACUCCCAAGCCAGCACCCUAACAUCCCUCCUCCGCACCCUCGACGCCGUCCUCCUAACCCUUCCACAAUACAGCCUCGAUCCCUGGAUCUCAUCAGCCGUGUCGUGGUCCAGCUCUAACCAAUCCUCCUUCUACACAUACAACGCGAUUAACCAGAUCACGCUCUGGGGCCCCACGGGGCAAAUCAACGACUAUGCUAGUAAGUCCUGGGGCGGGCUGGUCGGCGGUUACUAUUUACCACGGUGGGAGACUUUUCUGGGGUAUUUGCUGGAUGUUGGCGGGCCGGCGGGGUAUGUGGAUGGGGUUGCGAGAGAGAGGGUUAGGAUUGUUGAGAUGGGGUUUCAGGGCAUUGGGGAGAGUGAAGUCGUGGUGGGGGAUAGGAGGAGUGUGAGGGAUGUUGUUGAGGGGGAGGUUUUGGGGGUAUUGAGGGGGUUGGGUGUCGAGGUGUAGUUUUGCGUUGUACGGUGUGUGCGUGCGUCCGUGCGAUGUGAGACAUGUUAUAUCUGUCGGUCGAGUCUAUGACAGAGAAGUGUUUUUUUGCCAUGGUGGUGCUUCAGUAGUUCGCAUGCUGCAACGCCUUCCCCAAAAUCCGUAUAAGAAAAUAGAAUAUUACACUCCCAUGGCAUUGUCCCCAUCACUUCUCCACGUAC
This is a messenger RNA of Periconia digitata, 2639 nucleotides long. NCBI's taxonomy places the organism in Eukaryota, Fungi, Ascomycota, Dothideomycetes, Pleosporales, Periconiaceae. The record is from the annotation of a GenBank genome assembly.